AGGCACGCCAGGUUUCGGAGUUGUUGUUUUUUCUACUCGUGGGGUCCAAAGGGGCGUUAGAAAGGUGCUCCUGUCUACCCGCGGGCGCGUUCACCACCACGAGGUUGGGUGAAAUGGUACAAAGGAUGCGUGUCACUCAGCUCUCUCUCUCUCUGCUGGUGAACACGUACAGGUCCUUUUGCAACUUCUGGGGCCGCUUUCGAUGGCGGCAGCCGCUCUUUUAAAAGUAUGGGAAGUUGCACGUGGCAAUAAUAGCUGCAAUCCUCUGCCCGUUUAUCUCAGAUGGAGGCCAGUACUUGACCUCAGGGUAUGCUUCUCAGUAGAAAUGUGUGUAGGGCUGCAGGUUUCUUUUGCUCAGGCUUCAGUUGUCCAUUAAGUGUGCUGAGUUGUGGUUUACUGUGAUUCUCUUUACUAUCUUCUGUCUGCAAAUUGCUGUCGUCCCCUCCCCCAAGGUGUCCGUUCCUCAUAAAACCAAUGCUUCUGGAUUCUAAGCUUGCAGAAUCUUAACUGAUCCCAUUAAGGUUACGGUGCUAAACACACUUAUUUAAGAAUAAACUUACUUGACGUUGCUGUAGCAUACUUCUGAGUAAGCAUGCUUUUGCAUGAAAUUGGGGUAUUGGGCUUCUUCAAGUCUUAAAACACAAAGACUUGGAAAUAAGGAAUCCAUGGUGCCUGCCUCCAUUUAGGAGUCUUGAGUAAUUGCAGUCCUAAGCACACCUACCUUUGUGGACUCAUUGUUCGGAUCCAGUGAGCCCUUGGUUCUUAGCUCUUGGAGUUGUAUUUUUACUACAUAUAUGGUUAGAAAGUAUGGGUAGAAUGGGUGAAAAAGUAUGCUGGGCUAGAUAGGGCUUUGAUCUGAUCCAGGAGGGCUCUACUUGGGUCUUUUCAAAAGCAAUUUGCUAAUUUUGUUUUAAGUUUGAUUAGCACUAUCAUAGACAACAGGGUUUCAAGCAGUUGCUCUCAUUACUUUAGUAAACAUUUCCUGACUCUGUACAGAUAGUCAUAAAGUUUGGGUGUGUGGUGGUGUACAAAGAAUGAGGAUUUACCCUCUGUUUUGCUUUCCUUGUAGUCAUAAGUCCAAAGAUGUUCACUUAGAGCCUCUUUCCUGCAGGGAACUGUGCAGAAGUUGCUGGACUACAGUUCCCAUUAACCCCAGCUUUCAAGUGCAAGGAGCAGGGGUAAUACCUGUUGUAGCCCAACAACAUCUGAAAAGCACCACGUUGGCUAUCCCGGAGAGGUUCAGCCUGACUGGUCUGCUCAAGAGCCGUGUGAAGGAACCACUUUUGCAACGCCGGAAGCUGGGCAAGAUGUCGGGUGUGCUGAGCGCAACGCUGAGUGGCCUCAACAGCGACUCGUACUGCGAGAUCAGCCUGUAUCGGGACCAGCACUUCCAGGGAAGUCGUUACCUGCAAGAAAAGUCCCUGAAAAACUCCUGCACACUUUAUGUGGGCAACCUCUCUUUCUACACCACAGAGGAACAAAUUCAUGAGCUCUUCUCCAAGUGUGGGGAUGUCAAGCGCAUAGUCAUGGGGCUAGACAAAGUGAAGAAAACCCCCUGUGGCUUCUGCUUUGUGGAAUACUACACAAGAGCAGAAGCAGAGCAUUCUAUGCGGUUCAUCAAUGGAACCCGUCUGGACGACCGCAUGAUCCGAACAGACUGGGAUGCUGGGUUUAAGGAAGGGCGCCAGUAUGGCCGUGGGAAAACAGGUGGCCAGGUACGAGAUGAGUACAGAACAGACUAUGAUGUGGGCAGAGGUGGCUUUGGCAAGAUUGUUCAGCAGCAGAAGACAAAUCAGCAGUCAGUGAUCUACUAAUGGCUUCUUGGAUUGGGUAAAGAUAAUAAUGAAUUAAAUAAACCUGAUCUCUUAAAAAAGGGGCAGGGGAGCUAUGUGAAAAUUUUGCAACCACAUUGCUAUGUGCAAGGAGGGUAGAAAAAUAGAAAGCUUCAAGAAACCAUGUACACAAAGCAGAGAAUCUAGCACCAUAACUCGGGAAAGAAAGAGGAACAGCAUCUUGCUAGUGACUUCAAUAGUUCUAAACUUUCUGUCAAUGUGCAGCUUUACUUGCUAUGGGUAUUUCUCCUUCCCAUUAAGAUUAGCUUUACAGGCAUCCUAUUCAUUUACUUUGAGGUAAAUACAGUAAGAUUUAUUCCCACCUAAGUAAAUAAUUUCACAGCUCUAGUUCUCUUAUUCUCUACAACUGCUGUGCAGAGCUGCUAGUGAAGUGGCUGAUUCCAUACUAUUGAUGAACUCUAUCCUUGCCUCAGAUAUUCCUUGUUGAAUGUGUGAUACACUUUUCAGGGAAGAUAAAUUAUUUGCCUAGCAAAAUUUGCAGCUGGUCAUUAAAUAAUGCCCAUUGACUAUAACAUAGAGGUUAAUUGAUUGCAACUGAACAACUAAGUUUCUGCUUUCCUCUACAUUUGGUUUCUGUUCCUGUAAGUUCCUGGGCAACAACUUUGUGACCAUGGAAAUGCAGACCUCUCCCAUAAUAUGUAAUGGGGGUAUCUGUUGCCCCAUAAAGAUGGUGAGUCCCAGCAGCUCCAAACACUGCCUUCUGCUUUCUUUCUUUUUAGUGUGGAGGUUUUCAGUCUCUACUCUCUAACUCCUUGCUGUCUGUAUUAAUUUGCGUAGACCAGCUGUAAUUCUGUAUGACCUGUAUUGAUUUGUACACCAUGGUUUCAGGAUGCAAGCAUAGCACAUACCAUAUUUUAAUACACUAUUCCAUCAGACUGCAGUAGAAGGGGAGAGAGAAAGGAGACCCACUCCACUGGCUUAGGUGAGAGACCAACUCAGUAUAGCUCUUCUCCUUAAACUGUUCAAUUUCAAUGUGUUGUUAAUAAGAACUUGGUAACUAAGCCUGUUUGCUUUUUCUCUCCCACUCCAUCUCUUUUCCUUUUGUGCCUGGUCUUUUAGCAUGUAAACCUUAGGGCAAGGACUAUGUGGGGGAAAUAUGGUGAUGGGCAUUUUUAUACACCCCAAAACUGCUUGCUAUGUCAGCCCUACAUGAAACCUACUGACUUAUUUUGGUAUAUGGAUUCAGUAAAUAUUAUUCAAGAUGGCA
Messenger RNA from Zootoca vivipara (common lizard), 3060 nucleotides. Its product is annotated as nuclear cap-binding protein subunit 2. Gene Ontology annotation, cellular component: nuclear cap binding complex. Gene Ontology annotation, biological process: mRNA cis splicing, via spliceosome. Gene Ontology annotation, molecular function: RNA cap binding. The record is from RefSeq and is a predicted model, not a curated record. NCBI's taxonomy places the organism in Eukaryota, Metazoa, Chordata, Lepidosauria, Squamata, Lacertidae.